Messenger RNA from Sus scrofa (pig), 1997 nucleotides. RefSeq names its product matrix metallopeptidase 1 (gene MMP1). Lineage: Eukaryota; Metazoa; Chordata; Mammalia; Artiodactyla; Suidae. Gene Ontology annotation, biological process: extracellular matrix organization; proteolysis; collagen catabolic process. Gene Ontology annotation, cellular component: extracellular matrix. Gene Ontology annotation, molecular function: zinc ion binding; metalloendopeptidase activity. The record is from RefSeq and is marked provisional.
UUCUAAUGAUUGCUCAGGCUACUCAUCAAUUAUCAAGAGGAUGUUAUGAGUCGUGAGUCAGCCAGCCCCCGGAUUUCUGGAAGUGCCAGAACCCUAUAUAUAAAAAAGAAGCUUCCUAGUGGAGACAUUGGAGCAGCCGAGAAGUGAGAGCCAUCAGAUUCCUUAAGCUGAGAAGGAAGACAAAAGUCAGCAUGUUCAGCCUGCUUCUGCUGCUGCUGCUUCUCUGCAACACAGGGUCCCACGGCUUCCCAGCAGCAACUUCAGAAACACAAGAGCAAGAUGUGGAGAUAGUGCAGAAAUACCUGAAAAACUACUACAACCUGAAUAGUGAUGGGGUGCCAGUGGAAAAGAAAAGGAACAGUGGCCUAGUAGUUGAAAAACUAAAGCAAAUGCAACAAUUCUUUGGGCUGAAAGUAACGGGGAAACCAGACGCUGAAACUCUGAAUGUGAUGAAGCAGCCCAGAUGUGGGGUUCCUGACGUGGCUGAGUUUGUUCUCACUCCAGGGAACCCUCGGUGGGAGAACACACACCUGACCUACAGGAUUGAAAAUUACACACCAGAUCUGUCAAGAGAAGAUGUGGACCGUGCCAUUGAGAAAGCCUUUCAACUCUGGAGCAAUGUCUCACCCUUGACCUUCACCAAGGUCUCCGAGGGUCAAGCAGACAUAAUGAUAUCCUUUGUCAGGGGAGAUCAUCGUGACAAUUCUCCCUUUGAUGGACCUGGAGGAAACCUUGCUCAUGCUUUUCAGCCAGGCCCAGGUAUUGGAGGGGAUGCUCAUUUUGAUGAAGAUGAAAGGUGGACCAAAAAUUUCAGAGAUUAUAACUUGUAUCGUGUGGCUGCUCAUGAACUGGGCCAUUCCCUUGGCCUUUCUCAUUCCACUGACAUUGGGGCUUUGAUGUACCCCAACUACAUCUACACUGGUGAUGUUCAGCUGUCCCAAGAUGACAUUGAUGGCAUCCAGGCCAUCUAUGGACCUUCCGAAAACCCCGUUCAGCCAAGUGGCCCACAAACCCCACAAGUGUGUGAUAGUAAGCUAACUUUUGAUGCUAUAACUACACUUCGGGGAGAACUAAUGUUCUUUAAAGACAGGUUCUACAUGCGCACAAAUUCCUUCUACCCUGAAGUGGAGCUCAAUUUCAUUUCUGUGUUCUGGCCACAAGUGCCAAAUGGACUUCAAGCUGCUUAUGAGAUUGCCGAUAGAGAUGAAGUCCGGUUUUUCAAAGGUAACAAGUACUGGGCUGUUAGGGGGCAGGAUGUGCUAUACGGAUACCCCAAGGACAUCCACAGAUCCUUUGGCUUCCCUAGUACUGUGAAGAAUAUCGAUGCUGCUGUUUUUGAGGAAGAUACUGGGAAAACAUACUUCUUUGUUGCUCACGAAUGCUGGAGGUAUGAUGAAUAUAAACAAUCCAUGGAUACAGGUUAUCCCAAAAUGAUAGCAGAAGAAUUUCCUGGGAUUGGCAACAAAGUUGAUGCUGUUUUCCAGAAAGACGGAUUUCUAUAUUUCUUCCAUGGAACAAGGCAGUACCAAUUUGAUUUCAAAACGAAGAGAAUUUUGACUCUCCAAAAAGCUAAUAGCUGGUUCAACUGCAGAAAAAAUUGACCAACUCUUACAAAGUUAAAGAGAAAAACAGAUUUCAUGAGUUGAAGAAAAGUGUUUUCCUAAAGAGCCAUGUAUUAAAUACAAUACAGUUAUUAAGUAUAAUCUUAUUUAUACCUCGUUCUGCAUGGGUUUUUUUAUGACUUACAAUGUAAUAAUUUAUAUAUUGCUAUAAUUUAGUUCCACAAAUGAGUGCUGAGUUAGGUCAAGUUCAUGGCUUACAAAUACAGUUUUGCAAUGAAAGAAGCUCUUUUCCAAAAUAUAAGACUCUGACACUGAUAGUGGAGAGCAGUCUCAGUGAUGAACAUCUCUUCCCAAGAAAGAAAGAGACAAGAGAUAUGUCUUCACCAGAAGAAAAACAGUUCAAGAAUGGAUGAGCCGUCGUUAUUAUUAUCAUCU